AGAUUGCCCCAAACUCGGGCAGGAACGACCUUGGUGUGUGAAGUAUGCCCCAAGCUGAUCUAGUUCAGUCCCCCGUGCGACUACACGUCUCCUGAGAUCCCCUGAAUUGGGUUUGUGAACAAACACACAGGCAGCUUUUACGGCAUCCAGCACCGGCACCAGGAUGAGCGUGGAAGCGAGCAGCAAGCCCCUGAAGGUGGGCUCCAGGGUCGAAGUCAUCGGGAAGGGGCACCGCGGUACCGUGGCUUAUGUCGGUGCCACCCUGUUUGCCACGGGGAAGUGGGUCGGAGUCAUCCUGGAUGAAGCAAAGGGCAAGAACGAUGGGACCGUGCAGGGCAGGAAAUACUUCACCUGUGAAGAAAACCACGGCAUCUUUGUGCGGCAGUCACAGAUCCAGGUCUUUGAAGAUGGAGCUGAUACAACGUCCCCAGAAACACCAGAAUCUGCUGCCUUGAAAGUCCCCAAAAGAGAUUCCCUGGACGCCGCCAAAGCCAGCAAACUGCCCACCCGGACCCCCAAUUCUGCAGCAUCCAGCGGCACGGCUGGGCCCUCGGGCUCAGCCUCUGCCUCCGGCGGGGAGAUGAGCAGCAGCGAGCCCAGCACGCCUGCUCAGACGCCGCUGGUGGCCCCGGUUAUUCCAACUCCCUCCCUGACCUCUCCAGUGGCACCUCCGGUUCCCUCGCCCACAAAGGAGGAGGAGAAUUUGCGUUCUCAAGUCAGGGACCUGGAGGAGAAAUUGGAGACUCUGAAGAUAAAGCGAAAUGAGGACAAAGCAAAGCUUAAAGAGCUCGAGAAGUACAAGAUCCAGCUGGAGCAGGUGCAAGAAUGGAAGAGCAAAAUGCAAGAACAACAGGCUGAUCUCCAGAAACGUCUGAAGGAGGCCAAAAAGGAAGCCAAAGAUGCCUUGGAAGCCAAGGAGCGCUACAUGGAGGAGAUGGCAGACACCGCUGAUGCGAUUGAAAUGGCAACCCUGGACAAGGAGAUGGCAGAAGAGCGAGCAGAGUCCCUGCAGCAGGAGGUGGACUCCCUGAAAGAGAAGGUGGAAUAUCUCACGAUGGACCUGGAGAUCCUGAAGCACGAGAUCGAAGAGAAGGGCUCGGAUGGAGCAGCAUCGAGUUACCAAGUCAAACAGCUGGAAGAGCAAAAUGCGAGACUCAAGGAAGCUCUUGUAAGGAUGCGGGACUUGUCUGCAUCAGAGAAGCAGGAACACGUGAAGCUUCAAAAGCAAAUGGAGAAGAAAAACACGGAGCUGGAGUCCCUGCGUCAGCAGAGGGAGAAGCUUCAGGAGGAGGUGAAGCAGGCGGAGAAAACGGUUGAUGAGCUAAAGGAGCAGGUGGAUGCUGCUUUGGGUGCUGAAGAGAUGGUGGAGACUCUGACGGAGAGAAACUUAGACCUGGAGGAGAAGGUCCGGGAGCUGCGUGAGACUGUUGGGGACCUGGAAGCCAUGAACGAGAUGAAUGACGAGCUGCAGGAAAACGCCCGGGAGACAGAGCUGGAGUUACGGGAGCAGCUGGACAUGGCGACGGCGCGGGUCCGCGAGGCAGAGAAGCGUGUGGAGGCUGCGCAGGAGACCGUGGCCGACUACCAGCAGACCAUCAAAAAAUACAGGGAGCUGACCGCACACCUUCAGGCCAUCGAGAUGGAGCUGCGGCAGAUGGAGGUGCAGCAGGCCAACCGACACGUCUCCCUCCUCACCUCCUUCAUGCCCGACAGCUUCCUGCGCCACGGAGGGGACCAUGACUGCAUCCUGGUGCUGCUGCUCAUCCCUCGGCUCAUCUGCAAGGCUGAACUGAUCAGCAAACAGGCUCAGGAGAAGUUUGAUCUGAAUGAAAACUGUGCGGAGCGCACCGGCCUCAGGGGUGCUGCGGGAGAGCAGCUGAGCUUUGCUGCCGGGCUGGUCUAUUCCCUCAGCCUCCUGCAGGCUACGCUGCACAAAUACGAACAGGCCCUGAACAAAUGCAGCGUGGAGGUGUAUAAGAAGGUGGGGAUGCUGUACCCCGAGAUGAGCGUCCACGAGCGCUCGCUGGACUUCCUGAUCGAGCUGCUGCACAAGGACCAGCUGGACGAGACGGUCAACGUGGAGCCGCUGACCAAAGCCAUCAAGUACUACCAGCACCUGUACAGCAUCCACCUGGCUGACCAGGCUGAAGACUGCACGAUGCAGCUGGCUGACCACAUCAAGUUCACCCAGAGUGCCUUGGACUGCAUGGGGGUGGAGGUGUGCCGGCUGCGAUCCUUCCUCCAGGCUGGGCAGGAGGCGUCCGACCUCGCCAUCCUCCUCAAGGACCUGGAGACCUCGUGCAGUGACAUUCGCCAGUUCUGCAAGAAGAUCAGGCGCCGCAUGCCUGGGACGGACGCUCCGGGUAUCCCUGCGGCACUGGGCUUCGGGCAGCAGGUGAGCUUUCCGCUGCUGGCCUGCCGCAAGCACCUGACGUGGGUGGUGGCCGUGCUGCAGGAGGUGGCCGCUGCUGGGGCGCAGAUGAUUGCUCCUCUGGCGGAGAACGAGGGGCUGCUGGCGGUGAAGCUGGAGGAUCUGGCCUUCAAAGCGAGCGAGCAGAUCUACGGCACCCAGGGCAUCAACCCCUACGAGUGUCUGCGUCAGUCUUGCAGCAUCCUCAUCGCGACCAUGAACAAGAUGGCCACGGCUAUGCAGGAGGGAGAAUACGACGCGGAUAGGCCACAGACCAAGCCCACCCCACCUGCUGACCUACGGGCAGCGGCUCUUCGGGCAGAGAUCACUGACGCUGAGGGGCUGGGGCUUAAGCUGGAGGACAGGGAGACAGUCAUCAAAGAGCUGAAAAAAUCUCUCAAGAUCAAGGGCGAGGAGCUCAGCGAAGCGAACGUGCGGCUCAGCCUCCUGGAGAAGAAGCUGGACAGUGCGUCCAAGGAUGCAGAUGACCGCGUGGAGAAGAUACAGACAAAGCUGGAUGAGACCCAGACGCUGCUCAAAAAGAAAGAGAAGGAGUUUGAGGAGACCAUGGAUGCUCUUCAGGCAGAUAUCGACCAGCUGGAAUCGGAGAAGGUGGAGCUGAAGCAGCGCUUGAACAACCAGUCAAAGCGAACCAUCGAGGGCCUGCGCGGCGCCUCUGCCUCUGGAGUUGCCUCCAUCGUGUCUGGCAUCGCCGGAGAGGAACAGCAGAGAGGUACAGGAGACCAGAUGAAGAUGGAGCUGGCCAGCCUGACGCCUCUGCAGGUACCCAAGGUCUCCCUCCCCAAGAACAAGCAGGGAGAAGGUCUGGCCACACACAUGCUCUAUCGCAAGACCAGCCAGCUCCUGGAAACCCUCUAUCAGAUGAGCGCCAACGCCAAGGUUGUGGACAUGAAGCAGACCAAGUCGGCGGGGAAUGGCCUCGUGCCCCCAGGAGGCGGCCAUCCCCGUCCCCCCGCCUGCGGGCGUUCACGCGUCAGGGGACAGCGCGGCACCGGUCCAGCGCCCAGGGGCUGA
Messenger RNA from Pygoscelis adeliae (Adelie penguin), 3445 nucleotides. RefSeq names its product dynactin 1 (gene DCTN1). NCBI's taxonomy places the organism in Eukaryota, Metazoa, Chordata, Aves, Sphenisciformes, Spheniscidae. Gene Ontology annotation, biological process: establishment of mitotic spindle orientation; nuclear migration. Bases 164 to 3445 code for a protein of 1093 amino acids. The transcript is spliced from 25 exons. Gene Ontology annotation, cellular component: microtubule associated complex; axon; spindle pole. The record is from RefSeq and is a predicted model, not a curated record.